Molecule: messenger RNA, 3616 nt
Organism: Ananas comosus (pineapple)
Lineage: Eukaryota; Viridiplantae; Streptophyta; Magnoliopsida; Poales; Bromeliaceae
Product: RNA-binding protein 28
Exons: 20
Coding region: 270-3107 (945 amino acids)
Molecular function (GO): RNA binding
Source: RefSeq, a predicted model, not a curated record
CAAAAAAAAACGCGUGGCCGAGUCGCAAAAGGUUUUUGCCCUAGCUUCUCACCCCUGCGGCCCUGCCACCGACCCCAGCCCCUAUCCCUUCCCUUCCGGCGACUCGCCGAACGCCAUCGGAAGCCCCCGCGGGGCCACAUCGAAGAUCGGGUUCUUCACUCUUCAGAAAUCGAAACCCUCCUCGUCGCCUCUUCCUCUUCCGCUUCCGCUUCCGCUCUCCAACGAUGGAUCAGUAAUCAGGUGGUUCUUUACAAACCAGGGAUUAUACGAUGGGGAAGAGGAAAAGAGGUGACAACAAUGGCGGCGGCGCUGAGCACUGCCCCGCCACGAUCUUCGUCUCCAACCUCCCUUACUCAUUUAAGUCGUCGCAGUUGGAGGAGGUUUUUAGUGAGGUGGGUCCUGUGAGGCGCUGCUUCAUGGUUACUCAGAAGGGCUCAGAUGUAAGCCGUGGUUUUGGCUACGUGCAAUUUGCUGCUGCAAGUGACGCCGAACGUGCUAUUGAACUUAAAAAUGGUUCAGCUAUUAGUGGUAGGAAAAUCAGAGUGAAACUUGCAAUGCACCGCCUUCCUCGUGAGCAGCGCUCGCAGAAGGAAAAAAAUGUCAAUUCCGAGGACUCUACUCUGCAAAAUGAGAAAGUUGAUCAAUCAUCCAGAGCCAGAGAAAAUAAGGAGACUUCUCAGGAAGAGAAAACAGAAACUGCAGGGGCCAUUAAGGACGUUGGAACAUCUACUACAAUAAGUAACAGCCAAACUGAUAAGGUGGAAGGUUCAGAAAAACAGAGGGUUGCAAGAACAGUAAUAUUCGGCGGGCUUCUUAACUCUGAUAUGGCAGUUGAAGUGUUUCGUCGGGCUGGAGAGGUUGGCACUAUAGUCUCCAUCUCUUACCCUCUUCCGAAGGAAGAGUUAGAGCUCCGUGCGCUUUCACGAGAUGGGUGCACUUUAGAAGCUUCAGCAGUACUUUAUGCAACUGUUAAAUCAGCACAAGAAGCUGUCAGAAGGUUGCAUCAGCAAGAGAUCAAAGGCGGACGUGUUUGGGCUCGCCAAUUGGGUGGGGAGGGCUCAAAAGUUAGGAAGUGGAGGGUGAUUGUCAGGAAUCUACCAUUCAAGGUCACAACAAAAGAGGUCAAAGAUGUAUUUAGCUCCGCAGGUUUUGUCUGGGAUGUGUUAAUUCCACAUAACUCAGAAGGAAUAUCAAAAGGCUUUGCUUUUGUCUCAUUAACCUGCAAGCAGGACGCAGAAAAGGCCAUAAAAGACAUCAAUGGACGAGUCAUCGCAAAGAGAACUGUUGCUGUUGAUUGGGCUGUUUCAAAGAGAGUAUAUGCAGUUGCUACAAAUUCUGCUGCUUCAGAGGAUGGACAUUUAAUGGGAAAUGACAGUGACAAUGAUGAGCAAAGAGAAUCAACUGAAGAAAAGGAUGAUGAUUCUGAAAGUGAUCUUGAUGUUGGAGCUGAUCCUGUUGAAAUUGACUUCAGAAGUGAGGCUGAGGUUGCCAAAAAAGUCCUUGAAAACUUGAUUAACUCCUCCAUGAGUACAUCUGAACCACCAGAGAAAUCAGUUAGUGUAAGUCCAAGCAUGGGUGGGAAAAGCACUGAAGUGAAGAACGCGAGUACAAGCAAAAGCAGCAAACUCCUAAAUGUUCCUGUGCAAAAUGGAGGGGGAUUGGAAUCAAAAGAUGCCACAAGAUCAGUAACUACCAAUAACGAGACGGGAAAAGAAGAUGCUGAUUUAGAUAGAACAGUAUUCAUAAGCAAUCUUCCAUUUGAUGUCAGUGCUGAGGAGGUGAAGCAAAGGUUCUCUAUAUUUGGGGAGGUGCAAUCUUGUUUCCCUGUCCUCCAUCAACUCACCAAGAGACCAAGAGGAACUGCUUUUCUAAAAUUCUCUUCAGCAGCUGCAGUAGAUGCUGCAGUUUCUGCUGCAAAUGCUACACCUGGUGUAGGAAUUGUUAUAAAGGGCAGAACAUUAAAAGUUUUAAAGGCACUGGAUAAGGAAUCAGCUCAUAAAAGGGUGCUUGAAAAGGCGAAGAAUGAGGUUCAUGAUCGACGUAAUUUAUACCUAGCCAAGGAAGGUGAAAUACUUCCUGGAACACCUGCUGCUGAAGGUGUAUCAGAGGCUGACAUGAUGAAGCGAGAGACGUUAUCAAGGAAAAAGAUGGAAAUGCUUCAGUCACCGAAGUUCCAUGUAUCAAGAACUAGACUUAUUAUCUAUAAUCUGCCAAAGACAAUGACACCAGAGGAGGUGAAGAAACUUUGCAGAGAUGCAGUCCUUUUGCGUGCCUCCAAACAAAACCCUGUCAUACAAAAGGUAAAGCUUUUGAUGGACGCAAAGAAGGGAACAGUUUCUGUGAAGAAACAUUCACGUGGGGUAGCUUUUGUUGAUUUUAAAGAACACGAGCAUGCAAUUGUCUGUCUGCGGGUUCUGAACAACAAUCCUGAAACUUUUGGGCCGGAACGCCGUCCGAUUGUGGAGUUUGCUCUUGAUAACAUCCAGAAGUUACAGCUGCAAAAAAAAAGGCAGGACUCUUUAGAAGAGAGUAGUGGCAUUCCAGAAGCUGUAGAAACUGACGACAACAAGAGCAGCAAAAAGAGUAUAAGAAAGUUUAAGUCAAAGAGAAGAAAUGAGAGAUCACUUAAAGUAUCCGAACCUACUGAAGGGUCUGGAGCCGUUGGAGCUAUCGAUGUAGAAGGUGGUGCAAGAGAAAAUGCAAGAGGUAGAAAGCAGAAGAGAAUUCCAAGAGGAGGAAAGAAAGCUAAUUUAGCUUCUAAGGUGGAUCAUGUCGAGGAGGGAAAGCCAAAAGCACGAGAAAGCGCAAAUGUUAGAGGAAAACAGUCAAUUACCUCAAAAAAAAAAGAUACAGCGAAUCGAAAGGAAUCAACCACAAAAUCUUACAAGAGAAAAGCUAAAACUGAUGGUGGUUUAGAGCCUCAGAGGGCACGCAAAGAUACGAAGAGAAGAAAAAAGGUAUCAUCAGGAGAGGAGGUUGUGGAUAAGCUCGACAAGCUAAUAGAACAGUACCGCUCCAAGUUUUCGCAACGCGGUGCUAAUAAAAGCAAAGAUGAAGCAAACUCUGGCCAUAAAGAAGUCAGGCGGUGGUUUGAGUCAACUUCUUGAAAGCAGCAGGAGCCUUUUCAGAUUCUUUCUUGUGAAUCGCUUGAUCAAAUGUGCAGUUAAUGACAUCUAGCUGUGGGAUGGUGCUUUUAGCUGGUAUUCUUCGGUUACUGGUUAAGAUCGUAGCGAUCUUAACAAGUUUGCAGAGAAACAUUUCGUGGGUUUGAUAAGUGACCACUCUGGCUUUUUCCUACCUGACGAGCUGAAAGCUCUUUACGGCGAUACCGAAGUUUUAAACUUGCCCUAUAACGGCGAAUGAGGCUGUUCGUCUCCUUUUGUAAAAGCAACUAAGAGGCUUUUGUUCAAUCGCACACAUACCAACUCUUCGGCUAAUAGAGUUUGUUAUCAUAGAUCAUGAAUUUCUCAAUGUAUCGCUUGCUUAUUAAUAAAUUAUGUUUUUCUAUGAGAUACAGUGCACCGUAAUGCUUGAAUACUUGUGGGUACUGAUCAUUUAUUUAGCUUUUGUAUGGAAUUUUUUCCUUCAAAAUUUGAAAUUAUUCGAUUAUUAUGCA